AUGCCCGAACCAAGAAAGAGGCGGAUGAUUGAGGAGGAAGAGGAGGAAGAGGAAUAUGUCGCCAAGAGAACCCCGAGCAAUGGAACAAAGUCAGCAAAGGAGAAGGCACCCAAGAGAGCAAAGCACAAGGAGGUGGCGGUAGAAGAAAGCCCGGAAGAGCUCGAGGAAGAAGAGGAGGAUGACGAUGAAGUCGGUCGAGAGGAACCUGAGGGCUGGCAUGAUGUCGAGGAUACUCACGAGAAGAAUGCCGAUGAUUUGGAGUGGCUCGAAAAGGCGAACCGUGAUUUUGAGACCUCAAAGACCACCCCCGGCCGCCAUGGUGCCGUUGCAGAGAUGGGUGUCAUUGAAAUGAUUGAAAUGCAUGACUUUAUGUGCCAUCGUCAUCUCAAGGUGCCAUUCGGACCCAAAAUCAACUUCAUUAUCGGACAUAACGGAAGUGGAAAGAGUGCUAUUUUGACCGCUAUCAUGGUCUGCCUUGGAGGAAAAGCAUCCGUCACCAACCGUGGUCACAGUCUUAAGGCCCUUAUUCGUGAGGGUGCCACCCAGACGGACGUUCGGCUGCAGCUUCGGAACAGAGGCAACGACGGAUACAAACCAGAUAUCUACGGAGAGAGUAUCAUUGUUGAGCGCCGCAUUUCUCUGGACGGAGGCUCGAGCUACAAGAUCAAGAACGCCAAGGGCAAGACAAUUUCGACCAAGCGCGAUGAUCUAGCUGCUAUCCUCGACCACAUGAACAUCCAGGUCGACAACCCCAUCAACGUUCUCUCACAGGACUCGGCUCGUCAGUUUCUCCAAUCUUCCACCCCCGCAGACAAGUACAUCUCCUUCAACAAGGGAACUCAGCUCCACCAACUGAGCCAGGACUAUGAGCACAUCCGCGACUGUAUCGACAUGAUGCAGACGACCAUGAAGAAAAAAAACGAGGCUCUUCCUGAACUCCUCCACCUUGCCAAGGAGGCCCAGGCUCGGUUCAAGGACAGUCAGCAGGCGGCGACAUUGGAGCUCAAAGUCGAGGAGAUGAAGAAGGAAAUUGUAUGGGUUCAGAUCGAGGAUUUGGAAGGGAUAGUGACUGAGUUGAGGAAGGAGCUGGAGGGUCACGAGGCCCGAGUUCCUGCCAUCGAAAACAGACGCACAGGAGAGGAGCAAAAGCUGGCCACACUUGACGAGGAAGUUCGCGCUCUUGAGCUGACUGCCAGGGAGCAAACAGACUCGACGGCGCCAUUUCAGGAGGAGAAAAGGGGUUUGGAGUUGAAGAUGCGCGAGAAACGGGAAGAGCUCAAGACGCUGCACGAGGAGGAGAAGACGGUCAAUGAUGAGAUUAAGGUUCUGAAGGAUCGGAUCCGCGGCUACGAACAAACAAUCGAGCAGGAAUUAAAGAAGCUCCAGUCGAAUGGCCAACCACGCAAGGCCGAGAUCGAGAACAACAUCAAGCAGCUUGAGGACGAGAUGGAGGUUGGCAAGCGGAGGUAUGCAGAGACCAAGGAAAACCUCGCUUUGCUGGAGCAGAAACAGGAAGAUCUUAACAAUCGAUCCGAGCAGGCCAACUCCCUUGUGGCUCGAGCGCAGAGGGAGCGGAAGGAUAACAACGAGCGAAUCCAACAACUCAUGAGUCAGAAGCAGAAUUCGCUCAGAGCAUUUGGACAGUAUAUUCCCGAUGUUCUGCGAGAUAUCGACGAGGUGACCAAGCGGAGAGGAUGGAGAGGCGAGCCUCCUACAGGACCCCUCGGUCGUCAUGUCAAGUUGAAGGAGAAGGCCUACAAGGACAUUAUUGAGGCGGUGCUCAGCCCAGUUAUGAACGCUUUCGCUGUGACGCAUGACCAGGACAGAUCUACUCUUCUGAACAUCCUCAGGAGAAACAAAUGUCAAUCGGACAUCAUCCUGACCAGAAAGGUCAUCUUUGACUACAGAGACAAGGAGCCAUCGGACCGGUAUCUCACGAUCAAUAGAGCCCUGGAGUUUGACGAUGAGUGGGUUCGACGCCUGAUGAUUGACAAGAACGCCAUCGAGUCUACCAUUCUAGUCGCGACCCGUCGCGAGGGUGAUGUUGUGACCAGCUCAGGUCCGGGUGGUCGGUUCCCUACCAAUGUUAGUGCAUGUUUUUCGAUGGACAUGUGGCGUGUCGGAGACCGGGCAGGUGGUGCCUCCAGUUCGUCGGUGAACAGAUACCGUGGACCUCCUCGUCUCGCCGUGAACGUGGAGCAGGAAGCGCAGCAAUUGGAGGGCAAUGGCCGACGCCUUGAAGAGACUCUUCGCUAUCGGAUGAAGGAAUUCAACGAACUUGGCAAGGAGGUUGAAACUACGGAUAGGGAGCGCAUCCAGACUAAGAGGCAGUUGGCGAACAUGGAGAAAGAGUUAAAACUCAAGACCAAGGCCAUUGACGAGUUGAAGGUGGGCUUGGAAGAGGACGAGCCUGUCAACAUUCAAAUGUACGAGGAGUCGAAGCAGAAGGAUGUGGAGGAGAUGGAGACCAUGAAGAAGCAGUAUGAGCCUAUUCUUGCCCAGAAGCAAGUCAUCAAGGACAGUAUGAGAGCCCUCCAGCAACAGGUGGUCGAGCUGAACGAGUCCAUCCAGUCCCAGGAAUCCAAGGCGAACAGGCUUCAGGAUGACCUCGAGACUCUCAAUCAAAAGCGUGAAGAAUAUCUCACAAGGAUCCAGCACUGGGAUAAAAAACUGGAUCGGGAACGAGCUAUUAUCGCGCAAAGCGAGAAGGAAUUGCAAGCUAGCAUCCAAAAAUUGGAAGUUUCGACCGAGCAAGCACUGGAAUACUGUGAGCGAGUCGAGGUCACUAAAUCGAAGAAGGAUCUGGAAACGAAGAUCAAAGCGAUGCAGGCGAAACUACUAGCGCAAGAGAAAGCGCGUGGCGCCACUGUGGAGGAGAUUGUCCUUGACAUGCAACGCAAGCAGGACGAGUACAAGACAGCCAGGGACAGCAUUAACCACAUGAACCAAUUUAUCGACCAUCUUAAACCGACUCUGCAUCACAGAAUUUCGCGCUGGCGCGAAUUCCGGAAUCAAAUGUCUCUUCGUUCUGCGAUCAACUUUAGUCUCUUGCUUGCUUUUCGCAAGUAUUCUGGCGAGCUCCAGUUUAAGCACCCGGAGAAGGAACUGACCAUCAAGGUUGAGACGGAUGAUCCAAACUCUGCCCAGGCGGGUGUCUCGAGAGACAAGGAUCCCAAGUCGUUGUCUGGAGGAGAAAAGUCGUUUUCGACCAUCUGUUUCCUUUUGGCCCUCUGGAACUCGAUGGCCAGUACCAUUCGCUGUUUGGACGAGUUUGAUGUGUUCAUGGAUGCUGUGAACCGUCGAAUUAGUAUGAGUAUGCUGAUUGAUGCAGCACGGGAAGCUGACGGAGUGCAGUUCAUUCUGAUUACGCCCCAGGAUGCCAGCAGUGUCAACCCUGGUCCAGAUGUUCGUGUCCAUCGCCUACACGAUCCCGAGCGUAACCAAGGUGUCCUUAUGUAG
Molecule: messenger RNA, 3459 nt
Organism: Linnemannia hyalina
Lineage: Eukaryota; Fungi; Mortierellomycota; Mortierellomycetes; Mortierellales; Mortierellaceae
Source: the annotation of a GenBank genome assembly